Coffea eugenioides is the source of this 2605-nucleotide messenger RNA. Its product is annotated as pentatricopeptide repeat-containing protein At5g50990. The coding region runs from base 66 to 1724 and encodes 552 amino acids. NCBI's taxonomy places the organism in Eukaryota, Viridiplantae, Streptophyta, Magnoliopsida, Gentianales, Rubiaceae. The record is from RefSeq and is a predicted model, not a curated record. Gene Ontology annotation, molecular function: zinc ion binding; protein binding; RNA binding. Gene Ontology annotation, biological process: RNA modification. The transcript is spliced from 5 exons.
AAUAAGAAUGCCUGAUUGCAGUUUUUGACAAAUCCGGCAUACAUCGGAGGAGUAAAAAGUGAAGAAUGAUGAUGACAAGAAUAGUGGCUGGAAAAUGGAGGUUCUCCAUUUCAUUGCUUCCAUCGCAGUUGAACUACUCAGCCACUUUCAGUUCAAGACCUCAACUGCUUAUUCCUCCUGCACAACAAUCUUAUAAUUCAGAUACAGGCUAUCAGACACUUGUGCAGAUUCUUGAAGCAUGCAAGUCCUCUCAUGAUUUGAGAACUGUGAUCGCAAUGCAUGCUAAGAUUGUUAAACAUGGGUAUGGGAUGUACCCAUCUAUGUUGUCAUUGUUGAUAUCCAUAUAUGUUACCUGUCAAUGCCACAACCUUGCUUGCGAAUUGCAGAAGGAAAUUUCGUACCGGAAUGUUGAUAUUGUCUCUGCAAAUUUAAUCAUUUCAAGUUUCAUGAAGAUAGGAGAAAUUAAUAUUGCCAAGAAGAUAUUUCAGAAUGUGCCUUCCCGUGAUGUAGUCACUUGGAACUCGCUGAUUGGAGGUUGUGUAAAAAAUGCUUCAUUUCAGGAAGCAUUGAGUACUUUCAGAGAGAUGUUGAGAAGACAAAUUGAACCAGAUGGAUUUACAUUUGCAUCUACUAUUGCUGCUUGUGCUAGACUUGGAGCUCUUCAUCAUGGGAAGUGGAUACAUAGUUUGAUGAUAGAGAAAAGAAUUGAACUAAAUUACAUCUUAUCUUCUGCAUUGGUAGACAUGUAUGCAAAAUGUGGACAAAUUAACACUGCAAAAGAAAUUUUUGAUGGUGUCCAACGCACUGAUGUUUCUAUAUGGAAUGCGAUGAUUAAUGGAUUAGCAAUUCAUGGCCUUGCUUUGGAUGCUAUUGCAAUAUUCUCAAGGAUGAAAGGGGAAAAUGUCUUGCCCAAUUCAAUAACUUUUAUUGGGAUUCUAACUGCAUGUAGCCAUUGUGGCUUGGUUGAAGAGGGUCGCAAAUAUUUUGAUCUGAUGAGAACCUUAUACUUGAUCCAGCCACAGCUUGAGCACUAUGGAGCCAUGGUUGACCUGUUGGGGAGAGCUGGUCGUCUAGAAGAAGCCUAUGGAAUAAUUAAGGAAAUGACUGUCGAACCUGAUAUUGUUAUAUGGAGAGCAUUACUCAGCGCCUGCAGAAUGCAUAAGAACUCUGAGUUGGGUGAAGUAGCCAUUGAAAAGAUUUCACAUCUGAGUAGUGGAGAUUAUGUUUUAAUGUCAAAUAUUUACUGCUCCAUCAAAAAGUGGGACAGCUCUGAGGGGGUGAGAUACAUGAUGAAGGAAAAAGGUGUUCGUAAAUGUAGUGGAAAAAGUUGGCUGGAAUUUGGUGGUGCAAUUCACCAAUUCAAUGCUGGUGACAAAUCACAUUGUGAGGCUAUUCUGAUAGACAAAGUGUUGGAAUCAUUGAUCCAUAGAACCAAAACAGAGGGGUUUAUGUCUGAAACAGACUUGGUUUUUAUGGAUGUUUCUGAGGAGGAAAAGGAGGAAAACUUGAAUUAUCACAGUGAAAAGUUGGCUGUGGCCUAUGGGAUACUAAAAUCAAGUCCUGGGGCUGAAAUUCUGAUAUCCAAAAACCUUCGGACUUGUCUUGAUUGCCACUCCUGGAUGAAAGUUGUAUCAAAGCUAUUAAACAGGGUGAUAAUUGUGAGGGACAGGAUUCGAUUUCACAGGUUUGAGCGUGGUACCUGUAGCUGCAGAGACUAUUGGUAGUCACUCUUGAUUAAGCUGGGCCAUUAUAUUUGUGCUCAGACCAAGGAGUUGCCCUGGCUCUUCAAUGGAACUUUGAGAUAAGAGUUCCUGAUCGAUUAAUUUUCAUGUUCUGCUGCAAAAGAAAGCGUAGAAGAUCCAUCAAUUUGUCAACAACUUGUUGCGAAGUUCUUCUGCAGGGUAGAGUGAAAUUUUGCGGCUGUCAAGUUACAUAUUCAAUUUAACAUGUGAAAAAGGUCAGCCUGGAGUGGUACAGCCAUUCUGAAUUUACAUGUUCUAAAGAGCCCAAUUUAUAUAAAGAUAAAUGCUUGCUUAAUCUGGUAGCUGACUCUGUAACAUGAGCAUCUGCUAUGGAGAAGUGAAAUAGAUCCCCCAAGUUUGAAAAUGGAAGCAGCCAAAGCGAAAUAAUGAAAUGUUGCCAGCUUGAAAGGGCCUGCUUUUUGGUCCACUGGAGUUGGACUAAAUUUGCUGGUGGUCUUUAACCCCAUCAUGAUCCUAGUGACGCAAAUCGUUUUGUCUCCUUGUAGAGUUGCAGUUUGCUGGAAAUUUUUGUGCUUCUUUGGACCUGAGUUUGGUGUUGGUGUAACUGUGCAAGGCUACUUGGAAUGUGCUGUUCAUUUCUAAUCCUGCUUUGCUCGUAAACCAACCGUUAGUGCUGCUUUGUUGUCUGCAACUAUAUGGAUUCACUGCUUCAGCAUGGUUAGGAAAUUAUAAGCUUAUGAGAUAGAUAGCGUUGAGGGCUUGGAAAACUAGGAGGAUCCAAUAGUCUAAUCUUGUAUGGAGGAUCAAUUUUGUCUUCUUCUUAUCAAAGAUUCCUCCUCGAAUUCCUUUUUUUUUUAAAGCUUCUCCUUGAAUUCUUAAUUGGAUAAACUGAUCUUUCUUGU